Messenger RNA from Cololabis saira (Pacific saury), 3031 nucleotides. RefSeq names its product retinal homeobox gene 1 (gene rx1). Gene Ontology annotation, molecular function: RNA polymerase II cis-regulatory region sequence-specific DNA binding; DNA-binding transcription factor activity, RNA polymerase II-specific. Gene Ontology annotation, biological process: positive regulation of transcription by RNA polymerase II. The transcript is spliced from 4 exons. NCBI's taxonomy places the organism in Eukaryota, Metazoa, Chordata, Actinopteri, Beloniformes, Belonidae. The record is from RefSeq and is a predicted model, not a curated record. Bases 357 to 1403 code for a protein of 348 amino acids.
AAAGGAUUGCAAUUAACAACCCUCUCUUAAUCCCUUCGUUUCACCUCCUACACGCUGCCUCAGCUUUGUCCACCUCUCCCUUGCAGUCUUACUCCUCUCCCACUCUCCUCCCCAAUCUGGAGUGGAUGCUGCUGCACUCAGCUGCUGAAUACGCUUUACUCACACUGCUUUCUUUUAGUUGUACUUUAUUGGAGAGUUUCUUCCUGGACUGUUUACUAGGCACAUAGUGGAUACAGCACAAGUAAAGUUGAGGAGUGAGCUGCUGAGAGGAGGAGGUGGAUCACCGACAUCACUAAUUUUGUUAUUUCAGCAUAUUUGCUUCCGAGAGGGCCCGGGUUCAUUGCCCAGACGCUCGAAUGCAUUUAUCACUGGAUACCAUGAACAUGGUGGACGACAGCUGCCUCUCUCCCAGCAACUUCCACGAAAUGGGCAAAGGUGGGGGUGCUGCAGCGGGGGGCCACGUCCACAGCAUUGAUGUCAUCCUUGGUUUCAGUAAAGACCAGGACCCCUUGCUAAGUCCUGCUGGUGCUCCGGGGCCCCACAAAGCAAAUAUAGAUGACCUUGCAGAACAUGGGAAGCAGCGGGAUGCCUCGGCACACCCUUCCUACAGUGGACACCUUUCUUCUGUGAGAAACAGUAGCACAGAGCAGCAGGAGUACCACAACACUGGUUUGUUCACAAACAAGAGCGAUGAUGAGCUGGGCGAGCUUAGGAAGAGCAUAGAGAGUGAUGAAGGCAAGUCUCCCGAGCCAUGCAAGGACGAUCAGCCCAAAAAGAAGCACAGACGAAACCGCACCACCUUCACCACCUACCAGCUGCAUGAGUUGGAGCGUGCCUUCGAGAAGUCCCACUACCCAGACGUGUACAGCCGAGAGGAGCUGGCCAUGAAAGUGAACCUUCCAGAAGUCCGAGUUCAGGUCUGGUUUCAGAACCGCAGAGCAAAAUGGCGUCGGCAGGAAAAAAUGGAUGCGAGCACCAUGAAGCUGCACGACUCCCCCAUGCUGUCCUUCAACCGUCCAGCACCAGUUCACAGCAGCAUGGGUCCGAUGACCAACUCCCUCACACUGGACCCCUGGCUGCCCUCUCCCUUGUCCAGCGCUACACCCGUCCACAGCAUCCCGGGCUUCAUGGGUCCAGCUCACGGCCUCCAGCCCAGCUACUCUAGCCAUGGGUUCCUCAACUCCCCUCCGCAUGCUCCACAUCCUCAUUCUCACGCUCAUCCCCAUCCGCCCAUGGGGCAGGGCAUGCAGAGCAUGGCGCCUCCUCCUUACCAGUGUCCAGCACCAUACACUGAUAAGUAUCCUCUGGAGGACGUAGACCAGCGCAGCUCCAGUAUUGCUGCACUGAGAAUGAAAGCCAAGGAGCACAUUCAGCAUAUGGACAAGACCUGGCAACCCAUGUGACCAACACACCUGACAAUCCAUGUGGCAAAUGCUGGGAAAGAAAGACAUUAAAAUGACAUUUUAGCAUGAAAAACAAAACACAAAAACAAUGAAAGAGCAGCUGUGUCUGCUGCACAAGGAGAAGAGGAGGUGGAUUUAGAACUGUGAAAAGUAAUGACGUUUUUGAGGACUUAAUUUUAAUUAUUUUUACUUUUCCUGUCUCAAGAACAUAAGAGUAUGGUAACAUGCUGUCAUUUUAAACUGCCAAGCACCAGAUUUCUGUUAUCACUCCAAUUUGUUGGUAUUACUUGUUGCCUUGGUUGUUGCAAAAGCAAAAAGAGCUCUCAGUGAUUGUUGCUCCCAUCACAACUGGCACUCAAGAAGCUAUUACAUUUGAAUGAAUAUCUUUGCGAGGCAAAAUCUUUUCAGUCAUUUUUCUGUCCGUAGUUUGCAUGUUUAGUAGGUUUCUGGUCGUACUUGCUGCCAUGUUUAUAGACUUGAGCCCUGAGUGUAAUUGCCCUGGUUUGGUACCCCCUCAAUGUACCACAGAACAUAUCAAAAAUAAUCCUGCACAAAUAAAAUCAUUUUCAAACGUCUGUUUCAAAGAACAAGGACAGGGAGAAAACAGACAUGCCAGCAAGCAGAUUAACUAUUUUUUGCUUGAGUAGUCGUUAGAGAAGAAAACCUGCUGGCAACUCGGUGCUGAGUGGCUGAGGGUAUGUGAGGGGCAGCAGAAAGAGUCCUGUGUGAUGCGUCACCCCACAUAGUUUAGUCUUUGUUCGGCACAAUUGAUCCAAGUGUAUCCUCUUUGUCUAAAACUAAAGGGGGAGAAACGGUCCCAGGCUGUACUAAAUAGGUCCAUUUUGUUCAGAAGUUUGCUUUUUCUUGAUCAAAUGACAAGUAACGUGGAUGUAACUGCAGAUCAGUAUUGGUUUUAUAUUAUCCCAUCUGAUACAGAGAUGAGUAUUAAGUAUCUUAAAAGGUAAAAAUGAAUGGGUUUAAACUUAAUAUGCAAUAAGGGCAGUAACGCCUCACAAAACUGAAUUUGUGUAGGUCAGUGUCAUGUAGAAAACUUUAAUCCAACAUGAGGGAGAACUGGUUCAUCCUUUUAAAGUGCAAUUUCAAAAUCUAUUCUUUUGUAUUUUUGUCUUUAAAAAAGAGAGAGAGUAAUUUUCCUUCAAAGUUCAUGCUGUUUUGUUGGGAUGUUUCACUUUUAAUAUGAUGUCAAACAGAACAGCUGCUCUUUUUUGCUGCUGGCCAUAUGGAUCAUUGCAGUCAUUUCUGGUUUGGGCUCAUUUUUAAAACUUCAGCUAUUCGUCAGUCAUCAUUUAGUUUUUUUUCAGUGGUGUUGGUUAGUUUUUUUUUUUUUUUUUAGAUGCAAUAAAGGAUCCGAGGAUUAUUUUCACUUUAACAGCGUCUAUAGGUUGCAAAAUAAAUGUGAUUCUGAACCAUGAUAAGCCAAAGGUUAGACAGUGAACAAAAUUGCACUAGAACUGUUUUAGAUUUGAUAUUCAAAAAAUGUGAAAAUGUACAGGAUAUUGUCUUACAAGUCCUAGUUAUGUUCAUUUUAGUGAUAUUGUUUUAUUAUGUAUUUGUUUGUUUGUUUUUUGUCUGGAUCAUAGAUGUUCAGAUUCUGGAAGGAACUAAGA